AUGGCGACGACCUCGUCGAUGUUUAUGUACUCCCUGACGAUCCAACCGCCCACCGCUAUCACUCAGGCGAUCAUCGGCCAAUUUGCGGGGAUCAAGGAGCAGCAGAUCGUCAUUGCUUCUGGCUCGAGGCUAUCAAUCCACGAGCCGGAUUCACAUCAGGGCAAAAUUCGAGCUCUGUACUCGCAGGAUGUGUUUGGGAUCAUUAGGUCAUUGGCGGCGUUCAGGCUUGCAGGGAGCAACAAGGACUAUAUUAUUAUCGGCUCUGAUUCUGGCCGGAUUACCAUUGUCGAGUAUGUCCCGUCCCAAAAUCGAUUCAAUCGCAUUCACUUGGAGACAUUUGGCAAAUCCGGUAUUCGGCGAGUCGUUCCCGGCCAGUAUCUUGCGGUAGAUCCAAAGGGCAGGGCAUGCUUGAUAGCAUCUGUGGAAAAAAACAAGCUAGUCUACGUUCUUAACCGAAAUGCUCAAGCAGAGCUUACUAUUUCCUCGCCACUUGAAGCGCAUCGACCUCAAACCAUAGUGUUUGCGCUCACGGCGCUCGACGUUGGCUAUGAAAAUCCGAUCUUUGGAGCACUCGAAGUGGAAUACACAGAAUCCGACCAAGAUCCGACGGGUAGCGCAUAUGAAGAAAGCGAAAAGCUGCUCGUCUACUACGAACUUGAUCUUGGAUUAAACCAUGUUGUUCGGAAAUGGGUGGAACCGGUUGAUCGUACAGCCAUGAUGCUUUUUCAAGUGCCGGGCGGAGCAGAUGGUCCGAGCGGUGUCCUGGUUUGUGCCGAGGGCAACAUCACCUAUCGGCACUCGAAUCAAGAUGUUUUCAGGGUUCCAAUUCCGCGCCGGAGCGGGCCCACUGAAAACCCAGACCGAAAGAGAUACAUCACCGCUGGCGUUGUUCAUAAAAUGCGAAGGGCAUUCUUCUGUCUCUUGCAAACCGAAGAUGGGGAUCUUUUCAAAGUCACCAUAGAUAUGGUUGAGGAUGACAAUGGUCAGCCUACUGGCGAAGUAAGAAGAUUGAAACUCAAGUACUUUGACACUGUACCAAUCGCAUCCAGCCUUUGCAUUCUCAAGAAUGGCUUCCUUUUUGUGGCUAGCGAGAACGGCAACCACCAUUUCUAUCAGUUCGAAAAAUUGGGUGAUGACGACGAAGAAACAGAAUUUACAAGUGACGAUUUCUCGUCAGACCCAUUGGAGCCGCUUGCGCCAGUAUAUUUCCGCCCACGACCCGCAGAGAACCUGAACUUGGUUGAAAGCAUCAAUUCAGUAAAUCCUCUCAUGAGUUGCAAGGUUGCGAACCUUACAGAAGACGAUGCCCCUCAACUCUAUACCCUAUGUGGUACCGGUGCGCGGAGCACUUUCAGAACUCUGAAACAUGGCCUAGAAGUGUCAGAGAUCGUUGAGUCUGAAUUACCCAGCGUGCCGUCAGCCGUCUGGACCACCAAGCUUACCCGAAACGAUCAGUAUGAUGCAUACAUCAUCUUAUCGUUUACCAACGGAACUUUAGUUCUGAGUAUAGGUGAAACUGUCGAAGAAGUCACAGACACAGGGUUUCUCUCCUCUGCGCCGACGUUGGCAGUGCAACAACUUGGUGAAGACUCGCUCAUUCAGGUUCAUCCCAAAGGUAUUCGCCACAUCCAUGCUGAUCGUAGGGUGAACGAAUGGCCGGCGCCACAACACAGAUCGAUUGUCGCAGCGGCCACAAACGAAAGGCAGGUUGCGGUCGCGCUUAGCUCCGGAGAGAUCGUGUAUUUUGAAAUGGACACCGAUGGCUCCCUCGCAGAAUAUGACGAAAAGCGAGAAAUGUCCGGAACUGUUACCUGUCUCAGCUUGGGAGAGAUUCUCCCUGGUCGUGUUAGAAGCUCAUUCCUUGCCGUCGGAUGUGAUGAUUCAACUGUUCGCAUCUUGAGCCUGGACCCAGACUCAACACUAGAAAACAAAUCAGUCCAGGCUCUAACGUCUGCACCAUCCGCCCUCUCGAUAAUGUCUAUGAUUGACUCCACUUCGGGUGGUUCCACACUCUACCUCCAUAUCGGACUGUAUUCUGGAAUAUAUCUUCGCACGGUACUAGACGAAGUUACCGGCGAGCUCUCGGAUACACGUACGCGGUUCCUGGGUCUCAAACCUGUGAAGCUGUUCAGUGUGUCGGUCAAGGAACAAAGAGCUGUCCUAGCUUUAAGUUCAAGGCCCUGGUUGGGGUACUCGGAUUUACAGACGAAAAAUUUCAUGCUCACACCUUUGGAUUAUGUUCCCCUUGAAUGGAGCUGGAAUUUCAGCAGUGAGCAAUGCGUUGAAGGAAUGGUUGGAAUUCAAGGCCAAAACUUAAGGAUCUUCUCUAUUGAAAAGCUCGAUAAUAAUCUCCUCCAAGAGACAAUACCACUUGCCUAUACCCCGCGACAUUUUGUCCGCCACCCUGAACACCCGCUCUUUUAUGUGAUCGGAGCUGACAACAAUAUUUUAUCUCCCGCUACGAAAGCUAAACUUCUUGAAGACUCUAAGGCUGUAAAUGGAGAAGCUUCUGAAUUACCGCCUGAAGAUUUUGGCUAUUCCCGGGGUACUGGUCACUGGGCAUCAUGCAUCCAAGUCGUUGAUCCAAUCAACAGCAAAACAGUCCUUUCUCGCAUCGAAUUGGAAGAAAAUGAGGCUGCUGUUAGCGUCGCCGCAGUUCCAUUCUCCAGCCAAGACGAUGAGACAUUUCUGGUGGUUGGGACUGGGAAAGACAUGGUGGUUAACCCUCCAUCUUCAUCUUGUGGAUAUAUCCACAUUUAUAGAUUCCAGGAAGAUGGCAAAGAACUUGAAUUUAUUCACAAGACCAAAGUUGAAUCUCCACCUCAAGCACUUCUAGCCUUCCAAGGUCGUCUCCUCGCUGGUAUCGGUACAAAUUUGCGAAUCUAUGACCUUGGGAUGAAGCAGCUCCUCCGCAAGUGCCAGGCUGAGGUUGUGCCGCGGAUGAUCGUCGGGCUUCAAACACAAGGCAGCCGCAUCAUCGUGAGCGAUGUUCAGGAGAGUGUUACCUACGUUGUCUAUAAGUAUCAGGAAAAUCGCCUUAUUCCAUUUGCAGACGACAUAAUCGCCCGUUGGACUACUUGCACAACAAUGGUUGAUUAUGAAACCGUUGCCGGUGGGGAUAAGUUUGGAAACCUUUGGCUCUUAAGAUGUCCUCAGAAAGCGUCAGAAGAGGCUGACGAGGAUGGCUCUGGAGCACAUCUCAUCCAUGAACGGCAAUACCUGCAGGGAGCACCGAACAGGCUGAGCUUGAUGAUUCAUUUCUACCCUCAAGACAUCCCUACAAGUAUUCAGAAAACCCAACUUGUCGCCGGAGGAAGAGACAUCUUAGUCUGGACUGGGUUACAAGGUACGAUUGGAAUGUUAAUUCCGUUUGUUAGUCGCGAGGAUGUGGAUUUCUUCCAGAGUCUUGAAAUGCAGCUUACUUCACAAACGCCUCCGAUUGCUGGCCGUGACCACUUAAUUUACCGGAGCUAUUACGCGCCAGCCAAAGGUACUAUUGAUGGCGACCUAUGCGAGACGUAUUUCACAUUGCCGAAUGACAAAAAAUUAAUGAUUGCCGGAGAACUGGAUCGAUCGGUUCGUGAGAUUGAGAGGAAGAUAUCUGACAUGCGUACCAAGGUGGCUUACUAA
This is a messenger RNA of Uncinocarpus reesii 1704, 3630 nucleotides long. Its product is annotated as pre-mRNA splicing factor rse1. The coding region runs from base 1 to 3630 and encodes 1209 amino acids. Gene Ontology annotation, biological process: mRNA splicing, via spliceosome. The transcript is spliced from 4 exons. The record is from RefSeq and is a predicted model, not a curated record. Gene Ontology annotation, cellular component: U2 snRNP; nucleus. Gene Ontology annotation, molecular function: protein binding; U2 snRNA binding. Lineage: Eukaryota; Fungi; Ascomycota; Eurotiomycetes; Onygenales; Onygenaceae.